Lolium rigidum is the source of this 972-nucleotide messenger RNA. Its product is annotated as ras-related protein RABE1c-like. The record is from RefSeq and is a predicted model, not a curated record. The transcript is spliced from 8 exons. Gene Ontology annotation, cellular component: plasma membrane. Gene Ontology annotation, molecular function: GTPase activity; GTP binding. Gene Ontology annotation, biological process: regulation of exocytosis; protein secretion. The coding region runs from base 59 to 703 and encodes 214 amino acids. Lineage: Eukaryota; Viridiplantae; Streptophyta; Magnoliopsida; Poales; Poaceae.
GUCGGGGGAUUGGCGGAGGCGCCGAUCGACGGGUAGGAGGAGGGCGCGCGCGCGCGACAUGGCUGCGCCGCCGGCGAGGGCCCGGGCCGACUACGACUACCUCAUCAAGCUCCUCCUCAUCGGGGACAGCGGUGUUGGCAAGAGUUGCCUCCUUCUGCGGUUCUCUGAUGGCUCCUUCACUACCAGCUUUAUUACCACAAUUGGUAUUGACUUUAAGAUCAGAACAAUAGAACUGGACCAGAAACGUAUUAAGCUACAAAUAUGGGAUACAGCUGGUCAAGAACGUUUCAGGACUAUUACUACUGCGUAUUACCGAGGAGCCAUGGGCAUCCUGCUUGUUUAUGACGUCACGGAUGAGUCAUCUUUCAACAACAUAAGGAACUGGAUCCGGAAUAUCGAGCAACAUGCAUCCGACAAUGUCAACAAGAUCUUGAUUGGCAACAAGGCUGAUAUGGAUGAGAGUAAAAGGGCUGUACCUACAGCGAAGGGGCAAGCUUUGGCUGAUGAAUAUGGCAUCAAGUUUUUCGAAACUAGUGCCAAGACGAACCUCAACGUGGAGCAAGUUUUUUUCUCCAUUGCCCGCGACAUUAAGACGAGGCUUGCUGAGACCGACUCCAAGCCCGAGGACAAGACCAUCAAGAUUAACAAGACAGAAGGCGCCGACGCACCGGCAGCUUCGGGAUCUGCUUGCUGUGGCUCCUAAGGGAUUGCUGGGUCCCGAUGAUCAUUGUUUAUUUGACAUCAUUCAGUUCCUGCUUGUCUGUUAUAGGAAGAAUGUCAAGAAGAAAAUUAUGACUUAUGAUACAGAUCUGGUUGUACUUAUAUUUGCCUCCCAUUCUUUGAAGCAACUACCCUUGCUUUUGACGUAGCUGUUGCAAUUGCUGGGAGCUAUUGUACGCUGGAUUUCAGUCCGUUGAACCUCGCUACAGUGUGUAAUGAUUUCAAUCCAUGCUGUUGGCCUGCUUUGGUUUC